AUGUCUGAUAAAAAAAAUGUAUUGCUCAUUGGAGCCGGAGGUGUAGGAACCAUUGUCGCCUACGGGAUUGACUAUGUUGGCAAGUCGAACCUUUCGAUCGUUGUGAGACGGGACUACGUCAAAGUCAAAGACGCUGGAUAUGACAUUAGUUCUGUGGACUACGGAAACAUUAAAGGCUGGAAACCCGCGAAUAUUUACCCCAACGUCGAUGCUGCAGCGGCUUCUGGAGAAGUCUAUGAUUUCAUUGUCAUUGCCACAAAAAACCUGCCCGAUAUUGUCAAGAUGGAAGAACUGGUGAAACCUGUAGUUGUCCCAGGAAAAACAACCUUAGUUUUAAUGCAAAAUGGAUUCGACCUCGGUCGUCCGUUUUUUGUCCAUUACCCUAAAAAUGUCAUUUUGUCAGGAGUUUCGCACAUCGGCUCGCACAACAGCGGCGGUGUGAUUUGUCAAACGCAGAAGGACAAAGCUGUGGUUAGCUACUUUGAGAAUCCAAACCUAUCUAAGGAGCAGCAGGAAACCAAAGCACAUGAGUUUAUUUCCCUCUACAGCAAUGACAAGAACGAUUGUGUUUACUUUGACGAUGCCAAAUGGUAUAGGUACAGAAAACUGGUGUACAAUGCAUCGUUGAACACAGUGUGCGCUCUCACGGGUGUUGACACCGGGAGGCUGGCAUUUUCAGGUGGGCUGGACACUGUGUCAAUACCUGCCAUGCGAGAAGUUGUGAAAAUUGCCGAGGCAGACGGAGUCAAAUUACCAAGCGACGUCAUUAACUCUGUUGUACACUCCGAUGACGGCGACUGGUUCGAGCCAUCGAUGCGCGUGGACGUGAAGAAAGGCAAUCCUGUUGAACUUGAGGUGAUUUUGGGCAAUCUUCUCAAGGUCGCAGGAGAAUUGGGAGUCGAGACUCCAAUUUUGACAGUCGUUUACAAUUUGCUUAAGGUCGUCCAGUUUCGCCUGAAAGAGGAGCAGGGACUUAUCACAUUGCCAAAAGAGCGUCCAAUUACUGAUAGAGUUUUUAAGUAG
Molecule: messenger RNA, 1023 nt
Organism: Lachancea lanzarotensis
Lineage: Eukaryota; Fungi; Ascomycota; Saccharomycetes; Saccharomycetales; Saccharomycetaceae
Product: LALA0S05e09802g1_1
Exons: 1
Coding region: 1-1023 (340 amino acids)
Cellular component (GO): cytoplasm
Molecular function (GO): oxidoreductase activity
Source: RefSeq, a predicted model, not a curated record